This is a messenger RNA of Poecile atricapillus (Black-capped chickadee), 711 nucleotides long. It is a transcript of the gene RNF32, whose product is annotated as ring finger protein 32. The record is from RefSeq and is a predicted model, not a curated record. Lineage: Eukaryota; Metazoa; Chordata; Aves; Passeriformes; Paridae. Gene Ontology annotation, molecular function: protein binding.
AUGGGGAGAAAUGGAGGAACAGGGCUACUCCUCUGCCCAAGAGACAAGAGCAGUUUCUGCAGAGCAGUUGCUCUACAGGAUCAUAUAAUACACAGACAUCAGCUGCAGGAUCUUUUAUAGAGUCCUUCUAAGUCAAGGACAAGGAAUACCAAGAACUUUUACAAACCAUGAAUCAAAGAAAUGGUCAGAAUAAUAGUAGAUACUAGACUAAGAAAAAGGCACAAAAGCAAGGAAGAUGCAGAAAAGGAGCAUCUUCUUGACCCCAGAGCUCCACAGCUGGCAUUAGCCCAGAAAUCAGGAGUAGUUGAGCACCCUUCCUUGUCAUUUCCUGCUGAAAAAUGGGUAAAGAGAUCCCCACAGCAUGGAAAAUCCAUACAGCACUGUGCAAUAUUCAGGAAAGAAUUUGCAGUUCAACCCAGAUCAUGCUUGAAAACCUUUGAAAAAUUUACAGGUAAAAAAUGUAGAAAAGAGCAGUAUCAGACCAGAGUAAUACAUGAUGGGGCAUGCUUAGUUAAAUUGAAUUAAUUAGGUAAAAUUCAAGCCUCCUGGAGGGGAUAUAUUUCUAGAAAAGAGUAUAAAGACUUGAGAGAAGCAGCGGCUCGCAAGGAUAGGAAAUUAAGAAAGCAAUUAUUUGACAGAAAGUUAUUUUGUAUUUGGUUCCUUGGUCUGUUUCCUUGGGGCAAUUCAGCUUCCUUAAACCAGAAUGCCUGA